UGCACCGCUCGCGCUUAAUCGCUACACACUCGCAAUUUUUGAAAUUCAACUGGGUCACGAGACACUCGAACCGAAUCUUCACUAAAUCGACCGAUCUUAUUUGAUCUGCUGGAUCUCCCGCUGACCCGUAGCGUCGAUCAGGAGUCAAUGAUCGUGUCAGGCAGUGCCGCUGAAAUGAAGUGUUCACGCGCGGGCCCGGGCUGAUCCGUCACUGACCCACUAACCGAACCAAAACCACCAACACAACGACACAGAAUGAAACGAGGUAAAAAAAUAGGCGAUAUCCUGGAGGAGGGGGGAGGAUGCACACCGGGGCCUGGGGUCCGCAAGAGGCUCCGGCGGGAGGAGUCAGAGGAGGACGGGACGGUGGACUGGAGUCUGCUGCCGCAGGAAAUCUUACUGCACAUCUUUCAUUAUCUGCCCCUGCUGGACCGAGCCUUCGCCUCACAGGUGUGCAGAAGCUGGAAUCAGGCCUUUCAUAUGCCCGAACUCUGGAGGUGCUUUGAGUUUGAGCUCAAUCAGCCUGCCAGCUCGUACCUGAAGGCCACUCAUCCGGACCUCAUUAAACAGAUCAUCCGACGUCACUCCACUCACCUGCAGUUCGUCAGCUUUAAGGUGGACAGCAGUACUGAAUCUGCAGAAGCAGCGUGUGAUAUCCUCUCUCAGCUGGUCAAUUGUUCUCUGAAGACCCUUGGACUCAUCUCCACCGCUCGACCCAGCUUCAUGGAUCUGCCCAAGUCUCAUUUCAUCUCGGCAUUGACGGUCGUAUUUGUGAACUCAAAAUCUUUGUCGUCACUGAAGAUUGAUGACACGCCGGUGGAUGAUCCGUCACUCAAAGUGUUGGUGGCCAAUAACAGCGACACUCUGAAGCUGUUGAAAAUGAGCAGCUGUCCGCACGUGUCUCCUGCAGGGAUCCUCUGCGUGGCAGAUCAGUGUCACGGUUUACGCGAGCUGGCGCUCAACUACCACCUGCUGAGCGACGAGCUGCUGUUGGCGCUGUCGUCCGAGCGGCACGUCCACCUGGAGCACCUGCGCAUCGACGUGGUGAGCGAGAACCCGGGCCAACACUUCCACACCAUCAAGAAGAGCAGCUGGGAUGCAAUGGUGCGCCACUCGCCCAAAUUUUACCUGGUCAUGUACUUCUACUUGUAUGAGGAGGAGUUCGGGGCCUUCUUCUGCGACGAGGUUCCCGUCACGCACCUUUACUUCGGCCGCUCGGUCAGCAAGGAGGUUUUGGGUCGUGUGGGUUUGACUUGUCCGCGGCUGGUGGAGCUGGUGGUUUGCGCCAACGGCCUUCGUCCUCUCGACGAGGAGCUCAUCCGGAUCGCCGAACGCUGCAAACACCUCUCGGCCAUCGGACUGGGCGAGUGCGAGGUGUCGUGCAGUGCAUUUGUGGAGUUUGUGAAGAUGUGCGGCGGCCGCCUCUCGCAGCUGUCCAUCAUGGAGGAGGUUCUGGUGCCCGAUAAUAAGUACGGGCCAGAUGACAUCCACUGGGAGGUGUCAAAGCAUCUGGGUCGGGUCUGGUUCCCUGACAUGAUGCCCACGUGGUAGACCGGAGCAUCUGAGGCCAGAAGGUGUCAGGAUAUUAACCUCUCUUUCCUCUGUGUAGUGCAAAGUGACUCCCGUCCAACGUAAUUUUACUUAACAUCAGCUCACAGCAGUCUGCGUUUGGAUUCACAUGAAAAUAAUCUGCGUGUUUAGAUUCAUUAGCGUGACACGGCAUUCAUCUGAUUGAAUCGGCAUUAGAUUUCGAAAGUGCAAAUCAAUAAAGCCGAAAUCAGUUUGCAUAAUGAUCUACAGUGGUGCAUUGAAAGCACUUUAUUUACCAAAUUAUAUUUUAUAACUAGUCAAGCGGGGUGAUUGAAUACAGUAGAGUAAGGAGGAGCGAGCUGUCCAGAAUAGCCAUGUUAUGUAUCUGUUGCUAUUAAGCCUUCGUGAAAGAUUCGUCACAUGUGAUUGAAGGAAAAGUGCAGCAGAUCCACUGGACGACUCGCAGUAAACAUGGCCGAUCCAGAACAAAUGAAGAAACUGUCAUUUUGUACUGUGCAAAUUAUUUGAUUUUUGGUAUGAAAAGUAACAGAAUAAAGAGAGAGAGAGAGAGAAAUAAAAUCUGAUGACUUUUUCUCCUGAUUGUCAGGCAUAUUUAAAUACCACAGACUGUCAUUGUUGACAGAUGGCUUUGGUUUAUAUAUUUUGAUGAUGUUUACAGUAACAGAGUUCAUCAUAUAUCUGAUCUGUAUGCACAAGCGGCUCUUGUAAGUAAGGUCUAUGAUUUGACUUGUUAUAAAGCAAUAGAUAUAUAUUUGUAUUUAAUGAUUUCCUCCCUGCACUUUACAUAGAAAUGUGUUUCAGAAAUGUACAAAAGAUGAUCAGUUCUGUCAAUAUUUACCCUGUUUAUUGUUGUUAUUAUUAUUAUUUGCAUUAAAUGCAUAAUGAUAUAAA
This is a messenger RNA of Paramisgurnus dabryanus, 2442 nucleotides long. RefSeq names its product F-box and leucine-rich repeat protein 3b (gene fbxl3b). Gene Ontology annotation, molecular function: protein binding. Gene Ontology annotation, cellular component: mitochondrion. Lineage: Eukaryota; Metazoa; Chordata; Actinopteri; Cypriniformes; Cobitidae. The record is from RefSeq and is a predicted model, not a curated record.